UAUUAGACAUAUACAAGCAGGUCCUGUCAGAUGCGCAGCGGCGCCGGAGCGCCUUUCCCGCCGGCAAAAAUGAACCCGGGCUGGGUGGAUCCCGGAAUCGGUUCCGAUCGGAAGCCAGUCCGACUCAGAAGAGAUCCCGACACAUUUGGGGUUUAAAUCCCCAAAAGGAGGGACGUUUCGAGGAGAUAUAACCAAGCCGGGGUGUCGCUUUGCCUUGGAAAGGGGCAGAGAAGGAGAGCAACGCGUUCCCACUUUGUUUGAGGAAACCAGGGUGUUGACAGGUCUCUGGAAAUUUUGGGGGCGACCCGAUCCCGCUUUGGGGAGACUGCAACCUUUUUGGAGAGCUCUCGCUGUCCGCGCUGCGGGCCGAAGCAAUCCUUUUCCCUUCCAGGACCUGAUGCAAUCCAUUCAAGCCAACAAGUUUGGAGAGAAUGUUGAGUUCAAUCAAUUCAGAGCGUCGCGAUGGAGCCCCAUUCAGUCCAGUGGGUCGGCUCCCCGUGUGGAUCGCACGGCGCCUACGUUUUCUACAAGGCUUUCCAGAUCCACCUGGGAGGAAACCGGUCCCGGAUCCUCUCCUUGGGCGACUUCUUCUUCGUGAGGUGCAAACCCCAGGAGCCCCUCUGCAUCGCCGAGCUCCAGCUGCUCUGGGAAGAGAGGACUUCCCGGCAACUUUUGUCCAGCUCCAAACUUUAUUUCCUCCCGGAGGAUACUCCCCAAGGAAGGAGCAGCCACCACGGAGAGGAUGAAGUUAUCGCUGCUUCAGAGAAGGUAACAGUGAAGCUAGAAGACUUGGCAAAAUGGGCUCAAGCGGACUUCUCCAAAUGGAAGUGUGGUCUCCGGGGUGAAGCCGUUCGACCCACAGAACUAGGGAAGGAUGGGCAGAAAGAAGCACUGAGUAAAUUCAGGCAAUCCACACACAACAGCGGCCUCAACUUUAAAGACAUUUUGAAGGAAAAGGCCGACCUUGGUGAGGAUGAUGAAGAUGCAAAUGUGCUGAUCCUCAGCUAUCCUCAAUACUGUCGCUACCGGUCCAUGCUGAAACGUAUCCAGGGCAAGCCGUCCUCUGUACAAGCAGACCAGUUUGCGUUAGCCCUUGGGGGCGUUGCUGUCAUUAGCAAAAACCCACAGAUCCUCUACUGUCGAGAUACGUUUGAUCACCCAACUCUUAUUGACAAUGAGAGCAUAUGUGACGAGUUUGCGCCAAAUCUUAAAGGCAGACCACGUAAGAAGAAGCCAUGCUCACAGCGAAGAGAUUCACUCAAUGGUAUUAAAGAUUCCCAUAACAAUUGUGAAGGCAAAGCUGUUGCCAAGAUAAAAUGUGAGGCUAAAUUGCCUUUGCCCAAAACCAAAAAUAACAACAGCAACUGUAAAAAGGGCUCAAAUGAGAAUAAAUCCAAGGCUUCUGCAGGCAAUGAAUUCCAAGCAGAUGAACAGGCAUUCCUUGUGGCACUUUAUAAAUACAUGAAAGAAAGAAAAACACCAAUUGAACGGAUACCCUACCUCGGUUUUAAGCAAAUUAACCUUUGGACUAUGUUUCAAGCUGCUCAAAAACUGGGAGGAUAUGAAACAAUAACAGCCCGUCGACAAUGGAAACAUAUUUAUGAUGAAUUAGGUGGUAACCCUGGAAGCACAAGUGCAGCCACAUGUACUCGUAGACAUUAUGAAAGAUUAAUCCUGCCAUAUGAAAGAUUUAUUAAAGGAGAGGAAGAUAAGCCACUGCCUCCUGUGAAACCUCGAAAGCAAGAUAAUGUCGCUCAGGAGGGGGAAAAUAGGAUAAAAUUGUCUGGAACAAAACGCAUCAAAAAUGAAAACCAAAAAAGCAAGAAAGAAAAAGACAAUGUGCAGAAACGCCAGGAUGCAUCUGAGGUUCCAUCAGAACAAGGGAAGGAUCAAGAAUGCCCAAACCAGAAAAACCUAUCUGAACUGACAACAGCAGAAGAAAUGAAGCUGUCUGCAGAAGGGCUACAGAUUUCUCCAACAGAUGCAAUUGGGACAUCUUUGGAAAUGGCUGAUGUGAAGGAAAUCGACUCCAGUUAUGAGGAGGCCAAAGAGGAGAUGCUAUCUGAGGAGUCUUUUUCAAGCACUUCACUGCUUGCAGAAGACGACAUUGUCUUGGACUCUACAGCCAGGAAUCUCCUCAGUCCAUCAGAAGACCAAGAAGAGCCAAAGCUGGAACAACGUGCACCUUUUUUUGCUGACAAUCUUGAAAGUGACACCCAAGAAACUCAAUUUAGUAACUUCCCCACCAUCCACCUACCACUGCCAAGUCAAAAUGAUAUGGAAGAUGAUAAACUUCCAGAGAUGGCAGAUUACAUUGCCAACUGUACGGUUAAAGUGGACCAGUUAGGAAAUGAAGACAUACACAAUGCACUGAAACAGAAUCCCAAAGUCCUUGUAGUACAGAAUUUUGACAUGUUUGACAGAGUGAAUUCAACAGAGAGAGAAACACCAAGUUCCCUCAGUGGUGAUCCUAAUUUUGGUUACACACCACUUCUCUAUUCCAAAGGCAACCCAGGCAUCAUGUCACCACUGGCAAAGAAGAAACUUCUGUCACAAGUCAGUGGGGCAAACCUCUCCUGUAGUUACCCUUAUGGUUCACCCCCACCUUUAAUCAGCAAGAAGAAACUGAGUGGAAAGGAAGACUUGCUGUCAAACAUGUCCCAAGCUUCUCAUGCCCCUUUGAUGGACACUGGGGCAGUGAGCAGGCCCUCUGUGAUCCAACAUGUACAGAGUUUUAAACCCAAGAAUCUGGAGGAAAGAAAGUCUGCUAGUGAAACAUACAGGCACGAAUCACUACUAAAGAAAACAGAUCCUGAAUGUUGUGACUUUUCCAAGCAGCACCUGAGCACACUGGCUGAAUCCUAUGCACUCAAGUCAGAAAUCCAGGACAUGAAAGACAGAAUGAAUGAAAAAAGGGCCUUGCACCACUCCCAUAUGCCCAGCUUCUUGGCAGAUUUUUACUCAUCUCCUCACCUGCACAGCCUUUACAGGCACACUGAACACCAUCUUAAUAAUGAAUACUCAUCAAAAUAUCUCCCUCGUGACAUGUACAGAGACACGGAAAACAUUUCCAUGUUUCCUCAGCACAGGCACCAAGACAAACAUAGCUUAGCUUAUCACCCCCCUUUGCACCAACAUGAGAAAAAGAGCCCCAUGGAAGCCUCAUCAGAUGAUCAGCCAACAGAUCUGAGUCUUCCAAAAAAUACCCACAAACAGACUGCAAAAACUCUGGGAUCUUCCCUUUUGCACACUUCAUUGGGACAACAGGAGAGCAAAAGCAUAUCCCAGUUUCAAGCCUUGAGCAGCCAUCCUCUGAGCAUAGAGUGUAACCCCAAAGCCUGUCGGGUUUCUCCAAUGACUGUUUCCUCCAAAAAACAUGGUGAGCCACUUGUCAGGUCUGCCAAGCCACCAAAUUUGAGGAGGAUGGAAGGAAUGGUCCAUCCAAUCCUAAGCCACAAAGCCAAUGCUCAAACCGUUGGGUCAGCUCGGCCUCUGAAGCGUAGCAUAGAGGAUUUGGACAAAGCAGUUUCGGAAAAGAAGGUCCGAGCUGUCUCACCCCUCUGUGUACCAAAGGACAUCCCCAUGAAAGACAAGGGUCUUGAGCAAGAGGCUGAGAGCAGCAAAUCUGUACAUGGCCUACCUCCCAGUGGGAUGCUGGAAGGCCACAAAUUUCCCCUUUCAAGCCCUAUCUUUACUGGCUUAUACCCAGGGACUUUAUGCAGUGGCCUGAGCAGCCGCAUUCAAGCUGGUUACUCUCAUCCUCUGCAUUACUUGAAAAAUCAGACAGUGCUUUCACCUCUAAUGCAGCCUUUGGCUCUCCAUUCAUUCAUGGUGCAAAGACAGUUCCUUACAUCCCCUGGAAAUUCGCAGCAGCUUUACAGGCAUUUAGCUGCAACAACACCUGUAGGAAAUUCGUACGGUGACCUUUUGCACAGCAACAUUUAUCCUUUGGCUGCUAUCAAUCCUCAGGCUGCAUUCCCGCCUUCUCAGCUAUCUUCUGUACAUCCAAGCACAAAACUGUAAAUCCUGCUUUCAAACACAACAAACAAACUACAUUCCUUUAGCCUGUGAUGUCUUGCGAGAUUUAAAACAAAACCAACAAAAAUAUCAAUAUUUGUGUUAACCAACUAGCGGUUUUGUGGAAUGCUUCAGUUUUGAUUAAGACAAGGCUGUGGUUUAGUUGGGCUUCACUUUUCUCCUCUGGCUUUCAUGUCUGCUCCUUCUGUGGUGUUUUCCCAUGCACAAGAAGGAUCUGUAUCUUGCUCAAAAUGAAUGUGAGAGCAGACCAGGUGGCACAUUCCUAAUCUUGGAGAAAAAGAUCUUUAUUAUUUGUCCCUUCCCCCGCCCAAGAGUGUGGGUUUUGGAGCAUUUCAAAUAGGAAAAAAAAGAGGCAGGUCUGAUGACAGAGAAGGUAGGAAACACAUAUGAUCUAUGGAUGUUGUCUCUUCGGGUACCAUUUGGGUUCCUGGCUUCUCAGAGCUCAAAUCAAUGCAAUGUACAGUAAAACAUGUCAAUAUUCAACUUAACACUAUCAGAACAGAAAAAGUAAACACUGUUAAAUUAGAUUGUACAUAUCUAUUUCAAAAACGAAAGAAAUGCCAGUGUCAACGUCACUUGUAUAAUUGAUGUAAAUUCUUGUUUCCAACUAUUCUUGUUGCUCUGUUUUGUUUGUUUUUUAAAUUAAAUAGUUUCUUUUUAUCUGCAGCUUUUUUGGUAAAAAAAAAAGGCUCUGGCAAUUGAGGGCUUUCAAAAAUUGCAUUUCCCCCAUUUCCUUUUUCCUUGGCUUAUAUUUUAGAGCAGCUUUGGGGGGGAUGUCAUUGUUUACAAAAAAAAAGCAUACAUUUUCAAUGAACUUUUUCAAUGUUGGAAGCAUACUGUAGAUCAUACAAUGGUGCAAUUCGGUUCUAAGUAUAGUUCCUUCUGCAGUGACCUGAUCCUGAAAGGUGCUGAGCAUUGCUUCACCCACCACAGUGGUUUUCAAGCUGUUUGUACAUGGCUGUUUUACUGACUGCUGAGAUUUUGCUUUCCUCACAUCAUGGUCUGUAAAUUUGUUAAGGAUUGUUAUUUAACCUUAUCUAGGCUGUGAGAUUGUCCUGCAUACCAGAGGGGGAAUAUAUUCAGGACUGCACUGACAACAAGUUAUUCAAUAACAUUUGAAUGCAGGGGAUCUUUCUUGUGUGCUUGAAACUAUUUCAAGAAUGUCAGCCAUUGAAAUAGAUAUUAGAGAGGGGGAUAAAAAAAGAUGGCCUGAAAUCCGUGGUUCUAAAGAAGGAUCUGUGGAAAGAGAUUGAGACCAAGAGCAGAAUAUAGAGUUUUAAUUGUCUGAGCAAAUUUGACUGUGUAUUGUUUAUGCUGCCUCUUUGAACUUCAGCAAAGUGCCAAACAUCCCACUGUGAUCCAGCAAAUUACUAUACAACACAUGCAGAUUACUAUUAAGCAUGAACAGCAGCUUAAUUUACAAGCCAAAGCACUUGGCUCCUGACUUUUUGGUUCAGUUGAAUUCUUUUACAGUAAAGCUUGGGCAUCUUGUCAUUGACUCUGUAGAGAGUGUUCCUGCAGAAAGCCAGCCUCAUUUCAAGAGUGAUGUUUGGCUAGUGCUCAGAAUAUUUCAGAAUUCAGACAGUGGCAGAAAAAUUUGGAAAAUAAUUUUGAAAGGGCAAAUUUCUUUUCAAUCAAGGAAAACUUUGAUGGGCCAACAAAUGCAACUCCAUUCAUUGAUUCCCUCCUGCACAAGCAGGGAGAACUUUGGAUAAAACAUCUCUCCUUAUUUUCCACUAUGUAUUUAUCGUGUCAGGAGCAGACCAAACAGUUGCAUUGCAUUUUUAAACAAACAAACAAACAAACAAAACACAAAGUUUGCAAGUUUGGUAAUUGAUUAAAUGUCCUUUGAUCAGUAGCUGCCCACUUGGAGUGCCUCUGGUGUUGCUGCAAGAAGGUCCUCCAUUUUCCUCUUAUUCUGAUGUUAUUGGCAAAGCAUAGGUACUUUUGACACUCUGUCUGCCCUCAUGUGAAUAGCAAGGUAGCAUUUCCACUUAAGUCAACUCUAGUUUGCUCUUGUUUUGACUUGUUUGUGACCACCUGGUGUUCAAAGGGAGAAACGCCUUACAUUGCCUGCUGCUCAUAUUGAGGGAAAAAGUGGCUGAAACAACCAUUUGCUUUCAGUUUUUAUGCAAACAAACACAAAAUAGUCCAUGUAAAAAUGGAUCUUUAACUACAUUUUAAAUGCAUUUUAUAAUGCAGUGCACAUUCGUAAAUGUAAUUUUCUUCAAACCAAUUUUAAAUGUUUUGUCUCAUAAAAUGAUUAUUUUUUUAAAAAAACAACCUCACACAUUUCAUCAUGAAAUGUGUGCAUGAAUUCCAAAGAAUCAUUUUGUCCUGAUUUGCACAUUCAUCUCAGAAGCAUGGAUAAAAUCAGCUCAUUCUGGAUUUUGAAAACAAUAAAUUCUGGUACAAAAUGCCUUUUUAUCCCGCUUUGAGUGGUUGGCUGGAGGCCUAAUAAGGGGAAAUGAACCCUCUUUUGCUGUUCACAUGGGCAGAAAGACAGAAGAGUAUUGAGCAACUCUUGUCUUGUGAUAAAAUUUAUCUGUGGGAAUGUGUCAGAUGGAUAUAUUCUAAAUCAGAUGCAAUGCUGAAGACUAGAUUAAAAACUCACCCCUACCCCCAGCCCCUCAGUUUCCUCGAUUUUACAUUCCUCUUACAUAAUGCCCCAUCACAAUGCCAUUUCUCACUUAAAAUGAGUUGGCUUUCAGGUGCUGCAACGUCCUUGGUUCUGUUCAAAUUAUGUAAAGGAUGCCAGUUUACACUGAUUGGAAGUAGUAGUAUGAAUAGUAUGGUCCAUAUCAAUCUCUCCCCUUGAAUUUCUGGUUUCUACUCCCCAAAGGAGAGUAGACAUUGCCUCUUUGGUGCAAUUGCCAUUGAGGAGCUGGCACAAGGAAAGUGUGAUGCAGAUGGAGUCCUUUGGUCUUCCCCCCUCCCCAAAAUAAAAACCCUACAGGCAGCCAUGUAUGACAAUCACAAGAUACCAUGUUAGAAAUGAAAAAUUCAUGGGAAACUGGUCAUCCUACAGUAGAACUGAUUUUUAAGACACUUCAUUGCUAUGGCUCUUGAGGUAUGGACAGUUCCGGAGAGAGGUUGAACUUGGAAGCAUUAUAUAGUGUGUAAAUUCUCUAUGAUCAGUAUCCAUCCAAGUUGCAAUUCAAAUUCAGUGAUCAUGGAAACCAAAGGAAAUGAGUGGAAACUACUCAAACAACACUGUGCAUGCAUGCCAGACAUCCUAUAUUAACAUUUCCUGUGAUAUGAAGCCAAUUGCAAUAUCUAGUGUAACCUAUUUAAUAUACAAUGGUGAGGAAACCAGAUUAAUACAAACCUACUGUUAAGGAUCAAUGUUAUCUUCAAUUAAAUGCUUUUAUGUCCUUGUGAUAAAAAUAUAUGAACUGAUGAUACAUACGCAGGCUAGUAGAAUUUAGAAUAGAAAUGUGCCAAUGCAAUAUUUUCUUUUUCUUGCUGUGCUGCAAAUAUUGAAAAGAAGGAAAAAAAAAACAAUCAUAGUUUAUCAAAUGCCAUAAAGAAGGUAUUGUUAGUCAAAUUGCACUAAACCUGACUAAUACGAUAAUUGAGGGGGGGGGGGACUUGGGCAGGAUUAUACAGGCCUGCAAUGAAUAUUCUCGCAAUCGCAUGACUGGUAUUGUAAUCCAAGAUCUCUCAUUUGUUUGGGAUACUCUGCAUGUAGGAUGGCCUGAUGGUACCUCUUAUAUUAGGGGAUGCUCCUUGUUUUAGAAGGAUUGCCCCUUGCUUUGGGACUGCACAGGUUUGUAAAAAACUCUUCUUCGCCCUCAUCAAGGGAUUUACCGCAAGCAAAGGCAGCCCCGAUUUGUUCAGAGCUCCCACCCUUCUCUCCUCAUUUAUAUAGCGAAGAUGGAGCUCUACACAGUCCUUUUCCAAAUCUCACAGUUCUUUUUUAAAAGGUGUAUUGUCUUUGGAUGUUUGAUCUGGUAACCAUAAUCUGUUAAGUCUUAACCUCAUGUAUGUCUUCUGCACAUCUCCAAUUUCAGCUGCAUUGUAUCAUUUUUUUUUCUGAAAAAGAUCAAAUUAUUCUGAAACAUCAGGGUUAAUUAAUUUUCCCCUUCUUUUGUUCAGUAGAAGAAUGGGUUUGUUUUAGAAAACCCAAGAUAGACUGUCCAAGAUGAGGGCAACAGGGGCAUAAAUCUGUGAGCGAGUGGGGGAUCAUAAUGCUUAAAGACCUUCUUUUUAAAAAAAUUCUAUGAAUUUUAUUAAGUAUUAAAUUUUCCACUGGCAGAUAACUACUUUCUGUGUCUUAAAUGGCGCUUUGUUUGCUUUGUUUAAGUUCAAGGGGCCUUAUUAUUGAAUGAAAUUGCACAAGUUUUUCUUUGUGCAAUCAAGCCAUUGUUAUUGGUCGGCUGGUAAAGGAAACAGUGAAAUCUAAUUGGCAACAGAGUAAUAAAUCUAUUUACCAAGAGCCCAUUCCAGGAAAUGUUGUAAUUCCAACACACUCUGUUCAGGAUUUAUUAAAGAUUCUGAAGGCUAGUGAGAUUACAAAAGACAAAGAAAAACAUGUUUCAUAUAAAGUCUUGUUAGAAGCUGUUCACUUUAUCGGGAUUUGGGGGGGAGGGGGCAGAGUAUUUCGGGUGAGGCCUUUUGUAAUUGCUUCCUUCCUUUAAUAAUCAAAAGAGAUAGAGGAGUUCGCCAUUGUAAUCAAUGCCCACAAUAAAGCAAAGACAUUUUUCUAGCUUGUUGAAUUGCCACAUGUAUCCUUAAGCCAGCAUGCAGGGCACAUAUGUAACUGUGGCUUUUUGGAUUCUGUUCAAAGAAGCCUUUGGAGUAGUGCAUCAGUUGCCAUUCCGAUGAUUUCUCUAACGCCUCUCUGGGUAGUAUGUACAUUGGCCUUUCACAUUUGCAAGCUUGAUUCAUUAAUUUGAUGAACAUGGGUUGUUGUAGGUUUUUCCGGGCUAUAUGGCCAUGUUCUAGAGGCAUUUUCUCCUGACGUUUUGCCUGCAACUAUGGCAAGCAUCCUCAGAGGUAGUGAGGUCUUGCCAUAGUUGCAAGUGAAAUGUCAGGAGAAAAUGCCUCUAGAACAUGGCCAUAUAGCCCGGAAAAACCUACAACAACCCAGUGAUUCCGGCCAUGAAAGCCUUCGGCAAUACAUUGAUGAACAUGUUCCCCCUAGGAAUCUCUAGGGUCUUCGGGCAUAACUGUGCUUAAUGUCCAUCAUAGAGUUGUUCUAGAAGACCUACAAACUCCUAGGGAGAACACUUCCCUAGGCCUUUGUAGAUCCUCCAGCUUAAUUCUAUGAUCAACCUUCAGCAGACGGUUGUGCUGGAGGACCUAGAGAUCCCUAGAAAAAUGUUAUCACAUAGAAAAAUGUUUAUUAUUAUUUAUAGUUUUUCCACUCUUGUGUGGGUCUUGCAGUCCAAACCCCAGCAAAAGUGGAGGCCUGAGCAUACAUAUUUGUGACCAAGAGAAUGCUAGAAUAGUUGGUUAUGUCUUUGCCCCAAUGUUUACAUUACCCCAGAAUAUAGUGUGGUUGUCCUUCAUAGAGACAUCUGACCAUGCUAUCAGCAAUAGUCUCCUGUGGAGUAUGGCUGUCUCCUGGUUGGUAUGUAAACAAAUAACCCAGCCCAACGGUAUCAAUGGACCCAGAGCAAGUCACAAGUAACUUCCAGAAUCUGAGAAUGGCAUGGUCAUUCCAUGAAUUGAAGUCCCCCAAAAUAACUUCCCAAUGCUCUGGUAUAGAAAACACUUAGGAAUGGCCUAGGAGCAAACAGAGAGAAGGCUGUGGCCAUCCUAAUUCUGUGUGGCAUUGAGUAGGGAGCAACAUUACGUUGAAUAUUUUGUUCAGUAAUAGUGUCCAUGAACUCUCAAAAUCUUGUUGUAUACUGCUGUGGGGCUAAUGAAUGGCAGAAACAUUUUUGUGGUUGUGUGCCUUUAAAGGAAGAAGCUGAUUUUUAAAAACUCAUUUAUUAUUGCACUUGCUCAAAUUGUGCAGCAGUGAGCAUAGUCAAACCUAGCCCCUUUUCACAAUUUGUAUCACUUACAGUGGGGGUGAAAUCACUGACAUGAGGUUUGCAGUAUUGAAACCAUUGUCAUAAGCACUUAACCAGUGUUUGCUGUAAAUGUAUUUGAUAUUUUACAUGUAUCCCCCCCUAGUUUUAAAUAUGAUCUAACAAAGGCAGCAUAAUCUACUAGCUGUGUAUACUUUCUUUCAAACCUUCAUUUGUUGUAAAUAGUGUAAACAUUCUUGUGAUCUGAGUUAUUGUAGGUUAUAUGCUCCGUAAGGUGACUAUUUGUAUAUAGAACAAAGUGGCCCAGUAAUAUUAUAGCUUCCCAUUUUUAAAAAAUAAAAAUAAAAGGGUUAUUGAGUAACCUUUCACAUUAAAUAAGUUUAAACACUACCAGAAAGAAAGAAAAGCUGAGCCAACUAUAAACACUCAAUUUUUGUAUGUUUUCCAAAUUGUACGUAUUACUGCUUUUGAUACUGUAUUAUGUGCCAAUAGUUUCCCAAUCACAUAGCAAGCAAAAGAUAUUUUGUACUUUUUGAUUCACUGUAAUAUUUAAUAAAAAAUGUUAUUAUCUGUC
This is a messenger RNA of Anolis sagrei ordinatus, 10593 nucleotides long. RefSeq names its product AT-rich interaction domain 5B (gene ARID5B). The record is from RefSeq and is a predicted model, not a curated record. NCBI's taxonomy places the organism in Eukaryota, Metazoa, Chordata, Lepidosauria, Squamata, Anolidae. Gene Ontology annotation, biological process: regulation of transcription by RNA polymerase II. Gene Ontology annotation, molecular function: transcription cis-regulatory region binding. Gene Ontology annotation, cellular component: nucleus.